This is a messenger RNA of Pyrus x bretschneideri (Chinese white pear), 504 nucleotides long. RefSeq lists its product as uncharacterized. The transcript has a single exon. The record is from RefSeq and is a predicted model, not a curated record. Bases 1 to 504 code for a protein of 167 amino acids. NCBI's taxonomy places the organism in Eukaryota, Viridiplantae, Streptophyta, Magnoliopsida, Rosales, Rosaceae.
AUGGCGCAACACACAAUAUGUGGCAGCCAUGGCUACAACCAUGGUGUGUCAGCCAAUGAGGAACAACCUCAAUGCAGUGGCUCUGAUGUUGGUUGCUCUAACAAACCAUGUAACAGAGUGAUGACGCAUGCCAAUCUGAUGAACAAUUACUUCAACCCCAACUUGGUAUACACAAAAGAUGAUUUCAGACGUCGCUUUCAAAUGAGGUCUCAUGUCUUCGAGCACUUACUUCAUGAUGUCCAGCAAGUUAAUCUAUACUUCCAACAGAAGCUAGACAGAGCAGGCUACCCUAGUUUCUCACCUCAUCAGAAGGUUACUGCUGCACUACAAAUGAUGGCCUAUGGCUCCCCAGUUGAUUCAAUGGAUGAAACCCAUGCUAUGUCUGAGUCUACAUGCCUUUAUACUCUUACUGAAUUUUGUAACACAAGUAUUCAGCUUUACAAAGAGGAGUACCUCCGCAAGCCAAAUCAAGAAGAUCUGGAUCGGCUCCUUCGCAAAGCUUAA